This is a messenger RNA of Mercurialis annua (annual mercury), 961 nucleotides long. RefSeq names its product high mobility group B protein 7-like. The coding region runs from base 91 to 693 and encodes 200 amino acids. NCBI's taxonomy places the organism in Eukaryota, Viridiplantae, Streptophyta, Magnoliopsida, Malpighiales, Euphorbiaceae. The transcript has 8 exons. The record is from RefSeq and is a predicted model, not a curated record.
UCCCUCGCUUGUCUUCUUUUUAUAUCGCACUCUCUAACCCUCCAAUUUCUCACCGGUUCAGAAUUUCGAAGAAGAAGAAAAAAUUAAGAAAUGGCAAGGAAAAGAGUGGAGGCUGAGGAUACUUCUGCCAAUGCCACCAUGGUUCGCGGCAAAGACGGCAGCGCAUUUGCCAAAUGUGAAGAUUGCAAGAAGGACGUGCCAGUGGCUCUUAUUAGCAUGCACAGCUGCAGCCUUGAAGCUAGAAUCAAGAUGAAUCUGGAGGCUCAAGUUGUUGAAAAGGCGGCCGAGCCUAAGAAGAAACCUGCUGAAAGGAAGAAAUCUACAUCGACAGAACCCAAGGCAAAGAGAGCUAAGAAGGCUGACAAUCCCAACAAGCUUAAACGUCCUGCUACCGCCUUUUUUGUCUUCUUGGACGAGUUUAGAAAAGCCUUCAAAGAAGCGAAUCCUGAUGCUAAGGAUGUCAAAAGGGUUGCGAAGGAAGGUGGUGAAAAAUGGAAAGCUUUGAGUGAUGAAGAGAAGAAGCCUUAUUUGGAUAAAGCUGCUGAGCUCAAGGCUGAGUAUGUGAAGGCCUUGGAACAAGCAAAUGAUGCUGAAAAUGAAGAUGAGGGAGAUGCUGCAGAUAAGGAGGAAGAUGUUGCAGAUAAGAAAGAUGGUGAGGAGGAGGUGCAUGAAGUAUCUGAUAAUGAAGAGUAGCAUCAUAAAUUUUUACUAUAGAGGAUUGUAAAUUUUAGCUGUUCCUAGUUUAUAGGUAGAUUUUGGUUUUGGUUUUGGUUUUUGUUCAAGCAUAACUUGUUAGCAAUCAUUUGGCUUGAUCUCCAAUUUCUUUAAAAACAGCAAAAUGUUAGCUUGAGGUCUCAACUUAAUGUUGAGCUAGACAGUUCAUGACUGUAUCUUGAUAUUUCAGUCUGUUUCUCUGCAUUAAGGUUCAGAUUAUCAUUGUUAAUGAACCUAUUUUUGUUAA